CGCCACAGCAGUGAGUGUAGCUGCCACCGUAACUGACAGGUCUUGAAGUCACCCCGCAGUGCUCUGGGGGCCAUCAGAUGCCUGGUUACAUCUUUGCCGGGAUCUGGAGGCUGGGGAACGAAGCAGAAGUUGAAGAUUUCUGCUGGUCUUUAUACUGAGGAAUGGUUCUUUUAGUUGGCUUUUGAACAGAUCUGGUAGAAGAGAGGGAAGACAGCUUUAAUAGUGGAGCUGUGUUCUCUGCUCUGAAGUUACAGCCGCUGGGAGUCUAUCUCCCUCGGACAUGGCCACAAGCGGCUUUCACUUUGUACCAUGUGACACCAAACGAGCAUCCAGACAGCUUGGAGCAUCUGCUGUGGGCAGUUCAUCAACCAAGGUGGAUCUCAAGAGUGGGCUGGAAGAGUGUGCAGAGGCAUUGAACUUAUUUCUAAGUAACAAGUUUAAAGAUGCCUUGGAGCUGCUUCGUCCAUGGGCCAAGGAGAGCAUGUACCACGCCUUGGGAUACAGCACCAUUGUGGUCUUGCAGGCCAUCAUGACCUUUGAGCAGCAGGACAUCCAGAACGGCAUUUCCGCCAUGAAGGACGCUUUGCAAACCUGCCAAAAAUACAGGAAGAAAUGCACAGUUGUGGAGUCUUUCUCAAGUCUGCUUUCUCGUGGCUCGCUGGAGCAGCUGAGUGAAGAGGAAAUGCAUGCCGAAAUCUGCUACGCCGAGUGUCUCCUACAGAAAGCCGCGCUCACAUUUGUGCAGGAUGAAAAUAUGAUCAACUUCAUCAAAGGUGGACUCAAAAUUAGAACAAGUUACCAAAUAUAUAAAGAGUGCCUUUCCAUCCUGCACGUAAUUCAGAAGAACAAACAGGAGCAGCACUUCUUCUAUGAGUUUGAAGGCGGUGUCAAGCUUGGCACGGGGGCCUUUAAUUUGAUGCUGUCUCUUCUACCAGCAAGAAUUAUCAGACUGCUAGAAUUUAUUGGAUUUUCUGGAAACAGGGACCUGGGCCUUCUGCAGCUGCGGGAAGGUGCGUUGGGAAGCAGCAUGCGGUCCCCGCUCUGCUGCCUUACCAUCCUGGCUUUCCAUACCUACAUCUCCCUUAUUCUUGGUACAGGAGAAGUGAACGUGGUGGAAGCAGAGAGUCUCCUGGCGCCCUUCCUUCAGCAGUUCCCCAAUGGCUCACUCAUACUGUUCUACCACGCCCGGAUCGAGCUGCUCAAAGGCAAUGCUGAGAAGGCUCAAGAAACGUUUCGAAAAUGCAUUUCAGUUCAAGAAGAGUGGAGACAGUUUCACCAUCUCUGUUACUGGGAAUUAAUGUGGAUUUACAUAUACCAGCAGAAUUGGAUGCAGGCGUAUCAUUAUUCAGACCUACUCUGCAAAGAGAGCAAAUGGUCCAAGGCAACAUAUGUGUUCUUGAAAGCUGCCAUUCUGAGCAUGCUUCCGGAGGAGGAGGUGGCAGUGACCAAUGAGAACGUGGUGGCUCUGUUCAGACAGGUAGACGGCUUGAAGCAGAGGAUCGCGGGGAAAUCUCUCCCAACCGAGAAGUUCGCUGUGAGGAAGGCACGCCGGUACUCACCCUCCUCAGGAGCCCCGGGGAAGCUCGUCUUACCUGCCCUGGAAAUGAUGUACGUCUGGAAUGGCUUUUCAAUAGUAGCCAAAAGGAAGGACCUUUCUGAAAACCUCUUGGUGACUGUGGAGAAGGCUGAGGCGGCUCUGCAAACUCAGAACUCUGCUGACUCUGUGGAUGAUGAGUGCUUGGUGAAAUUACUGAAGGGAUGCUGCCUCAAGAACUUAGAGCGACCCUUGCAAGCUGAGUUGUGUUUCAACCACAUUGUGGAAAGUGAGAAACUACUGAAGUACGACCACUAUCUGGUGCCGUUCACUCUGUUUGAGCUGGCGUGUUUGUAUAAAAGCCAAGGGGACAUUGACAAGGCCAUAAAGACCCUAGAAACUGCAAGAAACAACUACAAAGAUUACUCCUUGGAGUCCAGACUACACUUCAGGAUUCAAGCAGCCCUUCAUCUCUGGAAAAAACCAUCCUCUUCCUCAGACUGAUCAGAAUGCACAGGAUGGGAUCCCCCCAGUUAACAUGUGGAGAUCAGUCCCAGUUAAGGUGGAAGCGAGAUCCUUCGAAUAAGAAAGGAAACUCUAUUGUCAGGCACUUCCUGUCACCCGAGUGGCUUCCUGUUCCCCUAUGGAAUGGCAAUCAAUAUUGUAUAGAGAUUCUUAUACUCUGCCUUUAAAAAGAAUUUCACGUUAGAUUUCAAUUGAGGGGUGAAGUCUUUUAAAAGACUGACAGGUACAAUAAAGUCUAGUUAGAUUAUUUAUUUUUUUAAUGCAAAAAUUAAUAUUGUUCAAGUAGCAAAUGGCUUUAUAUGCUGAGCCAUUUUUAGAUUGGCUUGUCCUUUAAACUUCAGAGAUAUUUUAUUGCUUAGUAUUUAAAUCUCAGAAUGGGAAUAAAUAUCGCAUCUAAAAUAAUAUAACAAUGAGCUUCUGAAGGUUCUGAAGAGAGAAGCAGAGGGCCCGAGGGGUGAAGUCUUCCUAGACUGAAGGACCUGCAUCUCUUCAGGAUGAUGCAGCCGUGAAUUCUCGGGUUUCCGCUCUCAGUGAUUGAAAUGGUGGCAUUUUUCAGAAACCAUUCUGUCUUUGAAUGUACUCAUAUCUGAUCCAGCAAUAGCAUUCAAUCAUAUAGACACAUCUCCCAUGUAUCUACAGGAAGAAAACACGGUAUUUUAGACCUCCCUAACCUUAGUGCUAAAGCCUGAGAUAUAGACUCUGACUACUUUUCUUACAGGGAGGAAAAAAAAUCCCUGUUGCUUUAAAUGAUAUGUAAAAUAUCAGUCAUUUUUACACUUAGGAUGUGGCUGGCCCAGCACUGACGGCUUUUUUCUUUCUUUCUUUCUUAAACAUCUGGGCUGGGUUUUGGUUCUCUGAGUAGAAUAUAGAACCAGAGCAUGGGGCUGGAAGAGCCAGGCUCUGCUACUGGUGAGCAGAGAGCAGUUGGCUUUUCUGGAGUCCCCACGCCUGCCAAUUACUGUAUCUUCCUCUCUUGUGAAAUAGAAAAAGAACAGGUGACUUCAACGUUCUCUCUGAGUUUUAUAACCAUGAGUCUGUGUAUUAGGUACUUCCAGCACUGUUUAGCAUUCAGUCCACGUUCUUCCCAUUUAGAAUGUUUUAUUUUUUUUCAAUGCCACUCCCUCUCCUUCCAAUCCACUGCCUAUAGUAGUUGUUACAGCUAAGGGCCAGAUCCCACCCAGUGAGGAGAACAGUUCACGCGUCCAUGAGGCAGGGUUUUGUUCCGUUUUCUUGUCUAUAUGGUAGUUGACUCCACAUUCCCCAGGUGACACCCCGAGUUUGUAGUUGGGAGUCUCUCCCUGUUGGUGAAUAGUUAGCAAUGUAAAACAAAUAACUUGGCCUUUCUAGGACUUGGAUUUCCCAGCGGGAAUGACAAGGUAGACUCAGUGCUCUGAGGCCUCAAUGAGGUGGUGCAUUUGGUAGCUUUCUGUACACUGGGGAGGCUAUCGACACAGGAGGGAGUCUGACCAUUAGGGCUUUGUGCAUGGAUUACAGUAGCUAUAUGAAAGUAUCCUCUGAGUCUGUGGUCUGUGCCGUAAGAUGAAGUGAACGUGGGCAGUCAGAAGCCUCUCGGUUUAUGCAGUUACCACUGAGAGCAGCCCAGAUCAUGGAGUGGCUCCUGCUCUCCCCUCCUGCAGUUGCCAUGCUCAGCAUUGGUGCUGUGUUACAUAAGGUACCAUUUCUUGACCAACAUUGAGGAAGCAUUUCUUGAAGAAGGUGAUUAAUACACUUCUUCAACAUGGGGGCAGAUAACAUUAUGUCACAUUAAUAUGAAUUAUACAACCAGCUACAGAUAGAAGGGGAAAUAAAUUGUCAUGAUACUAUAGAAAUGUAUUCUAUAAUUAUAUAUAUAUAUAUAUAUAUAUAUAUAUAUAUAUAUAUGACUUUGAAGAAAAGUUUAUAAAUUCUUUAGGAGAACAUUGAUAACAUUAUUUUAAAAACAUAUAUUAUUAAAGAAUCUAUCUGGGAGUAGUGGCACAUUCCUUUAAUCCCAGCACCUGGGAAGCAGGGGCA
Messenger RNA from Microtus ochrogaster (prairie vole), 4072 nucleotides. It is a transcript of the gene Ttc39b, whose product is annotated as tetratricopeptide repeat domain 39B. Gene Ontology annotation, molecular function: protein binding. The record is from RefSeq and is a predicted model, not a curated record. Lineage: Eukaryota; Metazoa; Chordata; Mammalia; Rodentia; Cricetidae. Gene Ontology annotation, biological process: regulation of cholesterol metabolic process; cholesterol homeostasis; regulation of cholesterol efflux.